Lontra canadensis (Northern American river otter) is the source of this 2352-nucleotide messenger RNA. It is a transcript of the gene LNPK, whose product is annotated as lunapark, ER junction formation factor. The record is from RefSeq and is a predicted model, not a curated record. Gene Ontology annotation, biological process: endoplasmic reticulum tubular network organization. Lineage: Eukaryota; Metazoa; Chordata; Mammalia; Carnivora; Mustelidae. The coding region runs from base 280 to 1569 and encodes 429 amino acids. Gene Ontology annotation, cellular component: endoplasmic reticulum tubular network. The transcript is spliced from 13 exons.
CUUGCUCUGCGGCCGGCUGCAUGACAGCGGAUCGUGGGAUCCUUUAAGGAAGAGUCCUUGCCAGACGCACCCAUCUCCACCCUCAACCCCACUCGUCUCUCUCCCCGCGGUCUAGGACCACCAGGAUCAGUUUCGGGGUUGUCUUUCUCCAGUGAGAGUUGGGAGAACAGGCUUGCAAAGAAUAAGAGGAGGCAGAGGAAAAGAAGGAACAGUAGUGUUGUGAAUUCCUUUGGACAAUUGAUGAUAUUUAUCACUGUGCUCGUCUUCUACACAUAAAAGAUGGGUGGAUUAUUUUCUCGAUGGAGGACAAAACCUUCAACUGUAGAAGUUCUGGAAAAUAUCGAUAAGGAAAUUCAAGCAUUGGAAGAAUUUAGGGAAAAAAAUCAGAGAUUACAAAAAUUAUGGGUUGGAAGAUUAAUUCUCUACUCUUCAGUUCUUUAUCUGUUUACAUGUUUAAUUGUAUAUUUGUGGUAUCUUCCUGAUGAAUUUACAGCAAGACUUGCCAUGACACUUCCAUUUUUUGCUUUUCCAUUGAUCAUCUGGAGCAUAAGAACAGUGCUUAUUUUCUUCUUUUCCAAGAGAACAGAAAGAAAUAAUGAAGCAUUGGAUGAUUUAAAAUCCCAGAAGAAAAAAAUACUUGAAGAAGUCAUGGAAAAAGAAACUUAUAAAACGGCUAAAUUAAUUCUUGAAAGGUUUGAUCCAGACUCAAAGAAAGCAAAGGAGCUUGAGCCGCCAUCUGCUGGAGCAGCUGUAACUGCAAGACCUGGACAAGAGAUUCGUCAGCGAACUGCGGCUCAGAGAAACCUUUCUCCAACACCACCAAGCUCUAGCCAGGGCCCUCCUCCACAAGUUCCAGUAUCUCCUGGACCACCAAAGGACAGUUCAGCCCCUGGUGGACCUCCAGAAAGAACUGUUACUCCAGCCCUAUCAUCAAAUGUGUUACCAAGACGUCUUGGAUCCCCUGCUACUUCAGUGCCUGGAAUGGGUCUUCAUCCUCCGGGUCCACCUUUAGCAAGGCCCAUUCUCCCACGAGAAAGAGGUGCUCUGGAUAGAAUUGUUGAAUAUUUAGUUGGUGAUGGUCCACAGAACAGGUAUGCCCUUAUAUGUCAGCAGUGUUUUUCUCAUAAUGGCAUGGCUUUGAAAGAAGAAUUUGAAUACAUUGCUUUUAGAUGUGCCUACUGUUUUUUCUUGAAUCCUGCAAGAAAAACUAGACCUCAGGCUCCAAGACUUCCAGAGUUUAGUUUUGAGAAGAGGCAGGCAGUGGAAAGCUCAAGUUCAGUUGGUCCUUUGCCCUCAAGAAGUGUGAUUUCAUCAGAGAACCAGAUCAGUGAAGAAUCUGUAGAAGAACAAGAUGUUCUUGAUAACAGUACAGAGCAGACAGAGGAGAAAAUAUCAGAUAUAGAAGAGACAGACCAAGGGACUGAAAAAGUGUCUGGUACAGAGGAACCAGAGGAGAAACAAGAGGCUGAAAAUGAGGACACCUCAAUGAAUGAAGCCAAAUCAGCAGUCUCUAGAGCUGAUUCUACUCCUUAUCCUGAACUCAGUGGAGAAUCUUUGAUGGCCAUGUAGUAAAUGCUUCCACGUGCCUUCAACUGGAUAUUUAUAGUCUUGUUGAUGUCAGUUAUUGCUUUCUAGGUGGUGCUUUCUUUUUUUCCCUCGUAAGGAUAUAUGCUUGAUAUCAUUGGAAUUUAGAUUGCUUGGCUAUUUCAAUAUGUCAGAGUUGUAGCUCCUGGGUCUUAAAUUAAAGGCAAGUGGUAUCAGUAAAGUAAGAACCUUUGGAAUGUAUAAAGACCCACACUGUUUAGCCAGGUAUUAGAUGUUUUCUUCCAUUCUAAAAGUAAACAAAAUAGCAUUCUUGUUUUCUCUGUGUGUGACCUAUAAAUAAUACCAUUUUGACAUAGGAAGAACUUUGGUUAUGAAUAAGUUCUAAUGGUGUUUAUUUUAAGGACUGAAACUCAAUUAAGAUUUUUAAUCAUUCAUCAUCAAAAAUGGAUGGACUUUUAAUUCUUGAGGUAUUUGCAGGGGUGAUGUCUACUUAGGCAUUUACAUUAAGUGGUAGGAAAGUUAUAACUGUAUCUCUAUAGGCAUUGGUACGAAUUCUCGGUAAGAAUGCAGUUGAACAGUCAAGUGCAGUGUUUCUUCUUUGAUGUUUCUUAUUUUGCAGCUGGGCCAAAGGCACAUGAUAUAUAUAAUUAGCUUAUGUUUACAUAUUAACAUAUAGGAAAUAUCUCUGCACUUGACUGUACUUGAAUUCUGAGCAUUAUUUAUACUUGUAAAAUAAUGGUGAUAUAUAAGUGAAUUUUGUGCUCUUGUGUGUAUUUUGUUAAGGAAAAUAAAGAUGAUCUGGCAGCA